AUUGGUCAGCUCCAUAACAAUAUUUUGGUCCUCAAAUGCUUUCUGUGACAGGGAAUUUAAUGGGCUCUCCGCACUCUGGGUAAGAUAUUUCUUCUCAUCUGUCCUAACUGGCCGAUCCCACAUUCGUAAACUGUGACCCCAAAGUGCAGCAUUGAAGUGCUGAACUGUAUUAAAGGUGAGUCUGAGUUGCGCCUUGUUGGUGUGGUAUGACUGGUCCUUUACACAUGCCGAUCCCCAGGAACGGAGGGUGCCGGCAGUCUCUGCCUACGCCGAGAUGUUGGGGAAUGAUGCCCUAAACAGGGUUACCCAGGGAAGAUCCGGAUGAACCUGCAGCCAACAGACAGCCAUUCACACUUUCAAGUCAGGAAUUGUGGCGUAUACUUUCUCACGUGGAUCAGGGAGAACUGCAAAAUGUAUUUAAUUGAGAAACUGGUCCAGGAGAUACAGGAUUCCAGCGCCAAGUCAAACCAAGUGGCCGGAGAGGUUGUUUCUGGGAUCAGGACAGUCCGGAGUUUUGCCACCGAGAACGAGGAAUCUGAAUUGUUUGAGGAGAAGCUCCAGGCAACAAACCAACUCAAGAAUAAACGGGAUUUUGUUACAGCGGUGUAUUUCCUGUUCCGUAGGCACAUACAACUCGCGAUGCAACUGAUCAUGUUGUACGCUGGACAGCACCUGAUCCGGAGCGGGCAGAUGAGCAGUGGGGAUCUUGUCGCAUUCAUCUUUUACCAGGGGGACUUCGGAUCUUACGUCCGGACCCUGGUUCACAUGUACUUGGAGAUGACCCACUCAGUGGGAGCAGCCAACAAAGUGUUUGAGUACCUGGAUCGGAAGUCCAGUGUUCCCACGGACGGGAAGCUGGUAAAGGAGACUCUGAAAGGAUAUGUAGAAUUCCAGAAUGUGUCCUUCUCUUACCCAACCAGACCCGACGUUCAGGCCUUAAAGAACGUCUCCUUUGAGCUGAAGUGUGGUGAGAUGACGGCCCUGGUGGAGCCUCCGGGGGGGGGCAAGACGACGUGUGUGAACCUGCUCGAGAGGUUUUAUCAACCUCAGUCCGGACAGAUCCUGUUGGAUGGCAGACCCAUUGAGGAAUAUGAACAUAAAUAUUACCACAACAAGGUGAGGAAUGUUGGAGAGGCAGGAGGACAGCUUUCUGGUGGAGAGAAACAGAGAAUAGCCAUUGCUCGCGCUCUCAUCCGGCAACCUCAAAUCCUCAUCCUCGACGAAGCAACCAGCUCCCUCGAUGUGGAGAGUGAGCACACGAUCCAGCAGGCGUUAUCGAAGGACACGGGACAAACCAUCCUGGUCAUUGCCCACCGUCUGAAGACUGUGGAGAAGGCUGACAAGAUCAUUGUGAUUGAGAGAGGGAUGGUGGUGGAGGAGGGAAAGCACGAGGAAUUAAUGGAGAGAAAAGGCUGCUAUUUCCACCUGCUACAGAGACUGUCACGUAACGGGGAGCAGAGCGUGACUGAGCUUUAACCAGACUCUGGAAUGGAGGGCAUGGAGCCACAAUCCAAAUCACCCCUCCAUGAAAAGCACACUAUUUCAUUUCACUGUCUAACCCGAUAGCAGUUUUGUAUUUAGCUUUUGUAUAUAUUGAACUGAGCUUUUGAUAUCACACUGUUGCAUAGAGCAGUGUGAGGGUUUGUAAUUAGGUUCAAACAGAUUCAAUUAAAGCACUAAAAUCAAACCAAUAACUGCGGAUGUUGGAAAUGUGAAAUAAAAACACCAAGAA
This is a messenger RNA of Chiloscyllium plagiosum (whitespotted bambooshark), 1732 nucleotides long. Lineage: Eukaryota; Metazoa; Chordata; Chondrichthyes; Orectolobiformes; Hemiscylliidae. The record is from RefSeq and is a predicted model, not a curated record.